Molecule: messenger RNA, 3179 nt
Organism: Stegostoma tigrinum
Lineage: Eukaryota; Metazoa; Chordata; Chondrichthyes; Orectolobiformes; Stegostomatidae
Gene: clrn1
Product: clarin 1
Exons: 3
Coding region: 308-1006 (232 amino acids)
Biological process (GO): equilibrioception; sensory perception of sound
Source: RefSeq, a predicted model, not a curated record
AAAAGACGUGGAGAACAAAAGGACCCUUUAUCACAUUACACAGUGUAACGUGAGACCUGUCUUGUCGCUGGGGAACGGGGCAGGAACGGUUUUGUUAACGUUCAGCUAACUCUUGGAGCAUUCAUGCUCAUAUUCGUGUGGAGUUUUUAAACAUCUUUUGAAAACCAGUUGAAAUGUGGUUCCCCUCGCCGGGUGUAAGGAGAGAUCUUGUGCUGUCAAUGAAUGAAUGAAUGAUUUUGUACAGAGCGUGUCCAUUGCUCGGUGCCUGUGCUGACAGUGUCUGGGAGCUCUUCGCCAGGGAGAGGAAAUGCCCAGUCUCCAGAAAAAGGUGACUCUGUGCGGAGCUGGCCUGCUGAGUGUAGCCUCUGCUCUGACCGCGGCUCUGGCCCUGAACACUCAGGGCUGGGUGGAAGCUACCGUCCUGUGUCAGACUGGCGCCCAGCUCGUCAACGCCUCCGGCAGCGAGCUGGAAAAGUUCAUCGGACUGAUCAGCUACGGGCUUUUCCACGGACGGAGACUUCGGGAGUGCGGCUUGGGAGGAAGGAGCCUGCAGAUAACGUUUUUUCCAACACUCUUGGAUGUGAUACCUGCAGGUCUUCAUGUUGCUGUAAUACUAUUUUCUGCUGUGGUCAUUGUAUUUGCCUUGGUGGCAGCUGGAUUCUUUAUGUUCAAUGCAUUUGGAAGACCAUAUGAGACCCUCCAUGGUCCGAAUGGCUUGUUCCUCUGGAAUACCAUCGCCUGUUCCUGCGGUUUUAUGGUAAUGAUACUGUUUACAUCCGAAGUAAAAAUUCAUCGCUUGUCUGAGAAGAUUUCAAACUACAAAGAGUCAAACUUUGUCUUCAAGACGCAGACUGAAGUUUUUGGGUAUUCCUUCUGGCUUCUCCUUGUUUGCACAACGAUGCAUUUUAUCAACAUACUGCUCAUCAGAUUAGCUGGAAUUCAAUUCCCUUUCUUCAAAUCAAAACAUGCAGAUUCAAGUGAUGGGGGGGCUGACCUUAUGUACUAAACGUGUUAGCCCUGACAAACACACAACUUACAAGUCAACAUGUGACUACCUUUCCUCAAAAAUUGUAUUGAGACUCUUCGAAUGUAAUGUCCAAGAAUUCAAAAUCCUGCACGUGGAUCAUACACUGCAUUGCUUCAUUGAUAUCAACGUUUUGCCCACCUACAUAAUACAAGAUUUGAGUGAAUAACAUGUCGGGAGGCUGAAAUUACAAUCAUGGCAAUAUUGGUGGGCCUUUGAGGAAUAACUCCACCUCGACAAGUAAACAGAAUUUAUGACCGAAGAGUUAACCACCUGUUGCACCUUGGAAUCAGAGACCCUGAACGGUUUCAGAAGUAAAUUAGAUUGACACUUGGUGGAAAUAAAAUUAACGAACUGCAGCAACAGAACAGGAGGAUGGGACUGAUAGAAUUGCUGUAUGUGGAUUUGAGGGGCCACUCCUGGCCUGUAAUGACUGCAUAAUGUUACCACCUCUGAAUUAUUAUGGUGCACCAUUAGCAACAAACGUGUUGACAUGUUCUGAUGGAAAAUGUAUAUCCCUUAGAAUAAGGAAUGCACCAAAUUUAUUUUCAGUGUCUACAUGCAAUGAGCAUCUAACAGACAAGAAGAUCUUCAUAUAAAUAAAUGCAUAGCAACAGGUGUAGGCCUUUCAACCCCUCUGCCCUGCUCUGCCAUUCAAUUAGACUGUCUUCCAAAACCCAUUCAUUACACUUGACGGCCUUCCCAACAAAAAAAAUGUUUUUAAGUUUUAAUUAACCACUCAUAUAUAGCGAUAAUUUCAGAUUUCUACUACUGUUAGUGUAGAAAAGUCUAUUUCUAAUUUUGUGCCUAAAUGGCCUCUCUGUAACUUUAAUAUUUUGUCCAUUCACUCUUCAGACAAUAUUAAUAUUGCAAGAAACAGUUUCAAGCUCCAUAAUUUUUUUUACAAAGAAUUAAUUUUCUCUGAAGCAUUUUAAUAGUUUAUUUCAAUUAUUUGAAGGCAUCAGUGUUAAAGGAGCAACUUACUAUUCCAAAUUGAUUUAGAAAAUUUAUACAGAGCUAAGUUUUCUCAGUUUCUAUUCCAUAGUUCUAAAGAAAGGUCAUUGGACAUUGUUUUCUCUCCACACAUGCUGCCAGAUUUGUUGAGUUUUUCCAGCAACUUCUGCCUCUGUUUAUUUUAUUCCUUCCAUAGUCUCUUGCCCUUGGCUUGUAUUUGGUGUGACUAGUACUUUAAUUUAUUUCUGAUGUACAGUUAACAAUUAUUCUACAGCCAUUAAUGGUGGUUAAUGAUAAUGUUCUGCUUUUGGCGUCUGGUGGAGCUAGAGUUGACUGUGGUCAUUAAACACACAGUCCCACAUUGUGGCCAGUAAGGUUGACUGGGAAACUAUUUGAAAAUGGUGAAAUAGUCUUGAUUUCUGGCUUUCUACCCCAUUCCCAGAGUUGUUUGGAACUCAGCCAACCAUUCAUAAUGAUCACAGCUAUUACAACAUCAUUGCAACUGUAAAAGCCUUAAAUUGACAAACAGAUAGUAUCCUCACUAUUGCAAGCAAGUUACUCAUUAGUCAAUGGAGAUAAUAGGGUCUUUGAGAUUUUGUAUCGAGAUGUGGAGACUUUUUCACAUUCAGAGCUAUCUGUCUAUUUAACUCACAGUACUAAAUGUGACAAGCAGAGUUUACUAACACUUUUUAAAUAUAUUUUUGAAUACGUUGUAGCAGUUUCUGCAAUGAAAGUGUACUGUAAAUCAAUUCAUCACUUGCAAAAUUUUGGUCAAAGGAAUUGUCAAUUUUUAACUUUACAGGAUAUCACUUUAUGAUGGAUGACUGCAUUAAAAGCACAACUACUUUACAAACCAGUGUUUGUUAUGCUGUGAAAAUGUUUCAUGUUUUAUUUCAGCAUAUUGCUGACACCUCAGAAGAUUUUCACAAAAAAAGUGGUCAUAAAUUCUGCAGGUGUAAGUUUUUUUUAAGGGACUUUAAAAACACACACUAGCAUGUGGCUCAAUUUUCCCCUUCAUUGGGGGAUGAAAAUCUGUCCCCUUGUGUACAUGGAUAAAUUUGUUGUUGUUUUUUCAGUUUCAAUGAAUUGAUUUGUUAUUUUUCCCCUGGUCUGUUAUUAUGACUUAGCCCAAAACAUUCAAGAACAACUUAUUUCAGCAGAGGACUGGUUGCACAUUUUGAUUGCCGUUUUAAAGAUGUUA